Messenger RNA from Culex pipiens pallens (northern house mosquito), 599 nucleotides. RefSeq names its product thioredoxin domain-containing protein 17-like. The transcript has 2 exons. Bases 139 to 519 code for a protein of 126 amino acids. The record is from RefSeq and is a predicted model, not a curated record. Gene Ontology annotation, molecular function: protein-disulfide reductase [NAD(P)H] activity. Gene Ontology annotation, cellular component: cytosol. Lineage: Eukaryota; Metazoa; Arthropoda; Insecta; Diptera; Culicidae.
UUGUAAUACAAAGCUACUCGAACCAAUUUCGGUCACUUGUUUGUUUAGUCUUAUCACCAUCUCACCCACUAUAGCCGAUAGCUGGACAUUGUACCAGUAGAGUAUAGACCGCGAAGAGUGAAACCUACGGUGGCAAACAUGGUCCAAAAACACUACGUAGCCGGUUUUCAAAACUUUGUCGACUUCAUGAAGAACUUUAAGGCCGAUGGUCAGGACAUCAAUAUCCUCUUCACCGGAGCAAAAAUGGACAGUGGAAUCAGCUGGUGUAGCGAUUGUGUCGAUGCCGCCCCUUUCAUCGAUGCCGCCUUAGAGAAGGCUCCGGCGGAGUCACACUUUAUCUACGUUGAUGUGGGUGAUCGGCCAACGUGGAAGGAUAUGACGAACCCAUUCCGCAAGGACACCAACACUCAUCUCAGCGUAAUUCCGACCUUGAUCCGGUGGAAAAAUCCACAGCGUCUCGAGGGCGAGCAGUGUCAAAAUGCCGAUUUGCUGGACAUGUUCUUCAACGACGAAGACUGAUAAAAAUGCAAUUGAGAAGAAUUUGAAGUGGAUGACUGUGUUUUUUUUUUUGGAAAUAAAAGUUGAUUCUUCUUUUGCAA